This is a messenger RNA of Chlamydomonas reinhardtii, 2209 nucleotides long. RefSeq lists its product as uncharacterized. The transcript has 9 exons. The record is from RefSeq and is a predicted model, not a curated record. Bases 128 to 1417 code for a protein of 429 amino acids. Lineage: Eukaryota; Viridiplantae; Chlorophyta; Chlorophyceae; Chlamydomonadales; Chlamydomonadaceae. Gene Ontology annotation, molecular function: sulfate adenylyltransferase (ATP) activity. Gene Ontology annotation, biological process: sulfate assimilation.
CGUGCCUGGAGGAUGGGCCAGGCCAUCAGUCCAUAAACGCUUAACACGCAGGCCGUGCAAAAUUGUAUGCUAUGCCUUCAAAAUUUAUAGCUUAACCUAGCAUUCUAGCCUCCAUUCGGACGAUAGAAUGAAUCGCUCCUUGCAACAGCUGCUGCCGCGCGCCUUCUCGGGCGCGCUGGGCAAGACUCUUUUUGCCGCGGCUACGACACAGACUUCUCGCGGAUUUGCAACUGGCGUUCCUUUUCAAACGGAUGCGACGGGCCACAUCCUCCCUCACGGAGGAGAGCUAAAGAACCUUUUCGUGAAGGAUGCGGCGAAGCAGCAGGAGCUGAUCGCGUCUUGUAAGCACCAACAGGAGUGUAGCGACCGGAACGCCUGCGACGUCGAGCUGCUCACUGUGGGCGGGUUCUCGCCUCUGACGGGAUUCAUGAAUGUGGAUGUCUAUGACCACGUCGUAAAGAACAUGCGGUUGCCGGGAUCCGGUCUCAUAUUUGGUCUGCCGGUUGUGCUUGACACCAAUAACGAGGCGGUGAAGGAGGGCGACCGGGUGCUGCUCAAGUACAACGGCCAGGACCUGGGUGUGCUGGAGGUGGAGAGCAAGUGGGUGCCCAACAAGGCGCGCGAGGUCAAGGAGUGCUACCGCACCUCCUCCCUGGAGCACCCCGGCGUGCAGAUGGUGGCCCAGGAGCGCGGGAAGUUCUACAUCGGCGGCAAGCUCUGGGGCUUCGAGCUGCCCAAGCGCGUGUUCCCCUGCGCCACGCCCGCGGAGGUGCGCGCGCUGCUGCCCGCCAAGCAGGACGUGGUGGUGUUCCAGUGCCGCAACCCCGUGCACCGCGCCCACUACGAGCUGUUCACCCGCGCGCUGCACGCGCCCAACGUGCGCCCCGGCGCUGUGUGCCUGGUGCACCCCACCUGCGGCCCCACCCAGGACGACGACAUCCCCGGCAUCGUCCGCUACCACACCUACGAGGUGCUGAAGGCGGAGCUCAACAACCCCAACAUCAAGUGGGCCUACCUGCCCUACUCCAUGCACAUGGCCGGCCCCCGUGAGGCCAUCCAGCACAUGCUCAUCCGCAAGAACUACGGCUGCACGCACUUCAUCGUGGGCCGUGACAUGGCCGGCUCCAAGUCGUGUCUGUCGGGCGAGGACUUCUAUGGCAUCUACGACGCCCAGAACUUUGCCGCCGAGCAUGCCGCGGAGCUGGGCAUGCAGACCGUGCCCUCCGCCGAUGUCGUGUACACGGAGGAGCAGGGCUACGUGACCGCGGACGUGGCCAAGAAGGAGGGUCUGCACGUGAAGAAGCUGAGCGGCACCAAGUUCCGCCAGAUGCUGCGUGGCGGCGAUGACAUUCCCGAGUGGUUUGCCUUCAAGAGCGUCGUCAGCGUGCUGCGCGAGCACACCCAGAAGAGCAAGUAACCGGGCAAAGGCGGUGGUGUGGAUGGCGCCUGGUCCAUAGGCGGUCAUAGCCACGAUAUGGUGCACGUUACUACGGUAGUCGCUGUGGCAGUGGGUGUGUGGAAUGCGUGAUCAGGUGUACAGGUGAAUGGUUCCCGCUGCCGGGCUUCCGAAGCUUUGCAUCGAGUGUGAAUGCAUGCAAUCAAGUGUUGGUGUAAUCACCAGCCCCGUUAUCCCUCUCGCUGACUUUCGCUUAUGGGAUCGUCAUGUACGCCGGAGCUCCUCCGACAGCUAUGGCACCUGUGCUUGACCUCCGUGCAGCUUUAGGGUACCGUUAUGCUGGGUGUUCAGCGGUGGAACUCCUUGCAGUACUAGGUGGCAGGUCGGGCUUAGGUCUGCUUAGGUGCCGUAGGGUAGUCACGGCCUGAAGGCUGUGAAUGGUAGUGGCUGGGCAAUAGCUGCUGCGCAUGGAUGCCAUCGAAGUGCGGGGAAAAGGAUGGAUGCUUGGAUGGAUGUGUGGUGGGACAGGGUUCAAGGCAGGUUGGCGAGGUCCCGUAGGGUGCAGCUGAUGCCCAGACCCUUAAGCAGCAACAGGAUGCUUGGAUGGAUGAGAGGUGCAGGCAGCGCGGAGUCGGAUACUAAGAUGGAGCACGAUGCUCGAGUCAGGCCAUUUGGUGAAGGCAAACUCAUGGCUCAUUGGCCGGUUUCAGUUCCGUAUGCUCAUUCGGCUGACCCCUACACCGGGUUAGAAGGGGGCCUCAGGGCUCAGGGGGUCAGUGAUGUGGUGCAGUGCGGCAUGAUGAACGAAACCCU